Messenger RNA from Gambusia affinis (western mosquitofish), 1934 nucleotides. RefSeq names its product coiled-coil domain containing 181 (gene ccdc181). The record is from RefSeq and is a predicted model, not a curated record. The transcript has 6 exons. Gene Ontology annotation, molecular function: microtubule binding. The coding region runs from base 228 to 1859 and encodes 543 amino acids. Lineage: Eukaryota; Metazoa; Chordata; Actinopteri; Cyprinodontiformes; Poeciliidae.
GUUGGUUGCCAUGACGACACGUCUAUUAAAGCUUUUAAGGCUGAAGAGACUCGGGCCAGAUUAUGAUCGCAGGUGUUGCCAUACAGACUGCUACGCAGUAUGUGGGACAACGAGAUGGAGAAAUAACAACGAAAAAGUCCGACCAUAUAAAUUUGUUUCCCUAACUCAUCGACGGCAGGUCGUUGCGCAGCCUGUUGGUGAGUGGAAUAGCUAACAUUCAUUUGAUCAUGACUGAGGCAAAUUCAUCCAAGUCUCAGGAGGAUUAUGAAGACGACUUUGAAAAAGAUCUUGACUGGCUAAUCAGUGAGGAGGGCCAAAGUGAACAGGGCUCUGACUAUGGAGACAUAGAUGCAGAAAUAGACAAAGAGCUGGCGAAUGAAGAGACCCCAGGAGAAGGGAUAGGAAAUGAAAACAAGGACCAAAAACCAGACAAUGUGGAAGAGGAUAAAGAAAGGUGGCCAUCUCCUAUGGAGCCGUUAAGCUAUGACAUAGACAAGGAGAGUACAUCAUUACGUGCAGAAUCACCUACUCCUGAGAUAGAUGAGGAACAGAUGGACAUCUUGGAUAAAAUCGAGCAGGCCAACAAGGAACUGCAGGAACAGGAAACGCCAGAUAUGACGAGACAGAGACGGCUUCACUUCAAAGACACACUGGUGGACCUGGUGGUGCCCCCGCUUCUUUCAGACUCUGAUGACACUGAUGAAGAAAAGGAGAGAGCCUUGUUUGAAGGUGCAUCGUUUGUGGUAUCAGAGAUGUUGUCCAACUUAAUCAUUGACUCUAGUGGACAAGUUAGCAUCAAGGAAGGAGCCAUGGUUUCAUAUGCAGAGUCUGAGGUAUCACGGAGGAGGUCCAAAGUAUUUAUCGGUGAUACUAAGGAAGAAGUCAGCAGCGAGGAAAGAGCCAAGGUUACAGAUGCAGACUCUGAGGUAUCAAGGAAGACAUCUGAGUUAACAUUUUCUCCUUAUGACGAAAGCAAGGAAUUCAGAAGAUUUAGUGUUGAAGGACUUCAGGAAACUAAGGAGAGUAAAGUGCUUGUGGAAAAAGAUGGUAAGUUUGACCUUGUUAGUAUGAAGGAUAUGGAGAGCCAGAGUCUCCUCCCUCCAAUAGUAAAUAAUGUAGGUAGCGGUACACAGUCGUCUGCUCACCUCCAACCCCCCUUUCAACUGGGCACUGACCAACGUCAAGCACCGCGACCUCCGACUGAGCGCAAAGUCAGACCCAAUUCGGCCAGCCAAGGCCAGAGAGGCCCCCAGAUGAUAAACGGCAAGAGGCGAGUGCAGUCUGCGACAGGAACUCAUUGCAAGGCGACUUUUGCUCUCUCUCCGCAACAAAAAGAGCUGCUGCAGAAGAUGAAGGAGAAGAAGGAGAGGCUUGCCAGAGAGGCAGAGCAGAGGAAACGUGAGGAAGAGGAGCUAAGGAGACAGGAGAACGAGCAGGCCUUCGCGUCGUGGUUGAUAAGGAAAAGAGAGCAGGUUUUUGAGGAGAGAAAGAUUCAUCAUGCCAAGGAGAUAGAGAGGAUAAAUGCUAAGAGAGACUUCUAUGACCCAGAGAAGGCCUACAGGUCGUGGCUUAAGAAGAAAAAGGAGCAGGUGCAGCGAGAGAGACAGGUUCUGGAGGUCAGGAAACUUGAGGAGGAGUGCAACUGCCUGAUGCACAGCCGCCAGGAGUGUGACCGUGCCUUCAAUCUGUGGCUGAAGCGGAAACACGAUGAGAAGAGAGCACAGCAGCUGUUAAGCUUAGAGCGCUCCCGCAGGUUGGCGAUUGAGGUGCGGCGUGCGCGGCGAAUGUCGGAGCUGCUCUGUUCUAUGCGUGAAACCAGACCCUUCCAGUUCACGGAUGAUUCCGCUUACCGCUACUGAGGCAAACAAGCCCCUCACACCCUCCUAAUUCAUACACAACAUCCAGCGCUUAUUAAAAAUUGCAACUGAAAUUUA